CACAAUUACAUCGUUUUCUGUGGAGCUGCCUGGAAUGCACUUACUUUGUAGCUAUUUUCUUACUGUUGGGAAUUAGGACAAAGGAAGACCAGGAGUUUGCUGUUAUGUGGCUCACUGCUUGUAGCCUGUGCUUGAUUGUCUCUUAUCCAGUUAUUAGAGCUUCCUGACUCAGUUGAGACCGACUAGAUUCAUAGCAUCAGUGCAUUCUCUGCCUUCCACUGCACCCUUUCAGAUAACUUAUUUUCAAUGCUGAAGAAUACUGGAUCAAUAUACAGAAAUAAGGAAUAGUUUUUUUUGUACAAAGGAAAGGUUUUUCUCCACCUGUUUUCCAAAGUGGUUUUAUUCUUCCUUUUAUGUGAAAUAGGCUCCUCCAAACUGGAAUAAUGUCUUUAUAUGGGUGCAGAGGCUCCUGGUUACCAGUGCUGCUUGGUGUUGUGAGUGUGCUGGUGGUGCUGGCAGCUGGUAAUGCUGGGCACAACCAGGACAGGGGGGAGACUGGACCAUCCUGCUUCGGGAGCUUUGACCUCUACUUUGUCCUGGACAAAUCUGGGAGUGUGCAGCACCACUGGAUUGAAAUCUAUCACUUUGUGGAACAUCUGGCUCAUAAGUUCAUAAGUCCACAGCUGCGCAUGUCCUUCAUUGUGUUCUCCACUGAGGGAAGGAUUUUGAUGCGUCUCACAGAAGACAGGGAGCAGAUUCGCAAAGGUCUGGAGGAGCUCCAGAAGGUACUUCCAGGUGGAGACACCUUUAUGCACGAGGGCAUCCAGAGGGCCAGUGAGCAGAUAUAUUAUGGAAACUCAGAAGGAUACCGUACUGCCAGUGUCAUCAUAGCUCUCACAGAUGGAGAGUUGCAUGAGGACCUCUUCUACUAUGCUGAGAGAGAGGCCAACCGCUCGCGGAGUCUGGGUGCCUCCGUAUACUGUGUGGGGGUGAAGGACUUCAAUGAGACACAGCUGGCAAAGAUUGCUGAUAGCAAGGACCAUGUAUUCCCAGUGAACGAUGGCUUUGAAGCACUGCAGGGGGUCAUUGAUUCGAUAUUAAAGAAGUCCUGCAUUGAGAUCCUGGCGGCUGAGCCCUCCAGUAUCUGUGCAGGAGAAACGUUUCAGGUGGUGGUGAGAGGAAACGGCUUCCUCCAUGCUCGGAAUGUCCAUAAGGUCCUGUGCAGUUUCCGAAUCAACGACACACUCACCAAGAGUGUGAAGCCAUUAAUAGUGGAAGAUACGUAUCUCCUCUGUCCUGCACCCAUUCUCCAGGAAGAGGGAAUGGCAGCCAACCUCUAUGUCAGCAUGAAUGAAGGUCUCAGUUUUAUCUCCAGUUCAGUCACCAUUACAACAGUGGGCUGUUCUGAUGGAACCAUCCUGGCAAUCGCCCUGCUCAUCCUCAUGCUGCUUUUAAUCCUCAUGAUUCUCUGGUGGUUCUGGCCUCUUUGCUGCACUGUGAUUAUCCAUGAACCCCCACCAGCGGUAGUGGAAGACAGUUCGGAUGAGGAAGAAGAUGGGAUGCCUAAGAAGAAGUGGCCCACGGUCGAUGCCUCCUACUAUGGGGGCAGAGGUGUGGGUGGAAUCAAAAGGAUGGAGGUGCGUUGGGGUGAGAAAGGCUCUACUGAGGAGGGAGCCAAACUGGAGAAGGCAAAGAAUGCCAGGGUGAAAAUGCCUGAGCAGGAGUUCAUACAGUCCCCCACCCGCAUUCUCAAUAAUGGCAUGCGCAAGCCUCCAGGCCCUCACAAGUGGUACUCACCAAUCAAGGGCAAAUUGGACGCUCUGUGGGUGUUGCUGUCGAAAGGCUAUGACCACGUGUCUGUGUUGAGACCACGCCCAGGAGACAAGGGCCGAUGCAUGAACUUCACCCGGGUCAAGUUCAAUCCUCCUCCUCGCUACCCCCACUACAACCAACAUUCAGCCACCAUCUACACACCUCCAAGAGGAUCUAGUCCACCGCCUCCCCAAGGCAUGCUCCCCCCUCCCCCCAACAGCCCCCCAGCAUCCCCUUCACCAUCCUCCACCUCCACACUGCCCUCAACACCCCCUCCUUUUUUUACUAUUACACCUCCACCUUACACUCCUCCUCCAACUCGAGCCCUUCCUCCAACCACUCUGUAUAUAUCCCCUCCUCCUAUGUGCCCCCCCUCCCCUCCACCACCUGCAUCCCCAACCGGCGCUCUACCCCCUCCACCAGGACGAGGCUCCCUGCCACCACCUCCUACCCGCCCACCACCAUGCCCAUCUGUAGAUCCUCAGUAGUGAUUGGAAGAGAGAGGGACACGGGAUGACUAGGACAAGGAAGAUCAACAGGAAUUUGUCCUGUCUCCCUAAGUCUUUGACUGUCCCCUCAUUCCACUGCCAGUCAGGAUAUCUGUGUGGCUCACACCACAAACAACCAGCUGAUGACUUGUCAACUAUUUGUCUACAGUGGCCCAUGUACACAUCUAGGUCAAUAGUACAAAGAUAAGUUGUACUUAAGGUUCUACAGACGUCUCCUGAUGGACAGCUUUCCUCAUAGAAAUACAUCUAUGUUGUCCAUAGAUGACCAGGUCUGUUACCUUGUCAAGUUCAUGAGGGCUAAGCUCAUCUCUUCCAUUCUAGAACCAACAAGAAUGGGUGGAUAUCGUUGUGACAAAGCAAAGCCAAGUAUUGGAUGUUUGCCUCUUUUUCAAAAAACUUUAGGCUCUAGAGAGUUUGCAUUAUAUUAGGUAUUAUAUUCAGAAAAGAAUGGAGAGAUGUCUCCAAAUGACAUUCCAAUAAUGUAUCAGUCUGAAUUUUAUACAUUUAAUAUUUGUUUCUCACAGACAAAUAAGUUAUUAUGAGCAGCGGAAUGAUUUUUUUGCCUGUGGUAGUUUCUUUAGAGAUUAGCCAAACUAAAUCCAGUAAGUAAAUGUAAUAUCUCGAUGAAUCCCAAAGUCCCAGUGCCAAUCACCCUGCUGCACUGCACAAUUGUCAAGUCAAUGGCAGGUUUGCAUAAUGUCAGCAUAGAGGAUGAUUUAGUGCCUUAUUGAGCCUUUUAAAUGGGCAGUGUCGUUAAUGUGAUUUUUCCAUGGUUUUUUUGUAUUUUUAGUAUUCUAGACUAUAAUGUCGAAAGUACACUCUGAAAUGAUUAUAAUGGCCUUUUUGUGUAAGAACUGCUAAACCUUUUUUUUUUUUUUUUUUUUUUUUUUUAAUCUACACACCCACACGAUCAGUCUGAGCAUUUCAAUGGCAAAAGAAGGCUCAGUGAAAUAAAUGAUAGAACAUACAAUACCAGUCAAAAGCUGGGACACACCUAGUUAUUCCAGGGUUUUUCUUUGUUUACUAUUUUCUACAUUGUAGAAUAAUAGUGAAGAUAUCAAAACUAUGAAAUAACACAUGGAAUCAUGUAGUAACCACAAAAAGUGUUAAACAAAUCAAAGUAUAUUUGAGAUUCUUCAAAGUAGCCACCCUUUGCCAAGAGUGCAAAGCUGUCAAAGGCAUUCUCUCAACCAGCUUCAUGCGGUAGUCACAUGCAAUGCAUUUCAAUUAAGAGAUGUGCCUUGUUAAUUUGUCUUGCCAAAUUACGUCAAGAACAGCUAAAAUAAGCAAAGAGAAAUGCCAGUCCAUUACUUUAAGUCAAUGUGAAAAAUUAAGAACUUUGAAAGGUUCCUCAAGUGCAGUCGCAAAAACCAUCAAGGGUUAUGAUGAAACUGGCUCUCAUGGGGACGCCAGAGGAAAGGAAGACCCAGAGUCACCUCUGCUGCAGAGGAUAAGUUCAUUAGAGUUAACUGCACCUCAGAUCGCAGACCAAAUAAAUGCAUCACAGAGUUCAAGUAACAGACAGAUCUCAACAUCAACUGUUAAGAGGAGACUGCCUGAAUAAGGCCUUCAUGGUCGAAUUGCUGCAAAGACACCACUACUGAAGGACACCAACAAGAAGACGAGACUUGCUUGGGCCAAGAAACACAAGCAAUGGACAUUAGACUGGUGGAAAUCUGUUCUUUGGUCUGAUGAGAUUUUUGGUUCCAACCUCCGUGUCUUUAUGAGACGCAGAGUAGGUGAAUGGAUGAUCUCUGCGUGUGUGGUUCCCACGGUGAAGCAUGGAAGAGGUGUGAUUGUGUGGGGGUGCUUUGUUGGUGACACUGUCAGUGAUUUAUUUAGAACUCAAGGCACACAUAACCAGCAUGGCUACCACAGCAUUCUGCAGCCAUAUGCCAUCCCAUCUGAUUUGCACUUAGUGGGACUAUCGUUUGUUUUUGAACAGGACAAUGACCCAACAGACCUCCAGGCUGUGUAAGGGCUAUUUGACCAAGAAGGAGAGUGAUGGAGUGCUGCAUCAGAUGACCUGGCCUGCACAAUCACCUGACCUCAACCCAAUUGAGAUGGUUUGGGAUGAGUUGGACUGCAGAGUGAAGGAAAAGCAGCCAACAAGUGCUCAGCAUAUGUGGGAACUCCUUCAAGAGGUUUGUAAAAGCAUUCCAUGUGAAGCUGGUUAAGAGAAUGCCAAGAGUGUGCAAAGCUGUCAUUAAGGUAAAGGCUAGCUACUUUUUUAGGAAUUUGUUUAAUACUUUUUUGGGUUACUACAUGAUUCCAUAUGUGUUAUUUCAUAGUUUGAUGUUUUUGCUAUUAUUCUACAAUGUAGAAAAUAGUAAAAAUAAAGAGAAACCCUUGAAUAGGGUAUGUAGGUAUGUCCAAACGUACUGUAUAUUUGGAGUUAUUUUCAAUAAACACACAGUGAUUUAUUAGACAUACAUUGAUGAUAUAAAAAUUCAAAAGACUGCAUGGGGCUUUAAUUAAAAACACAAUAUUAUCUGAGAGCAAUUACAUUCCUGUGGUUUAAGUAAUUUGUUAAUGCAUGUAACAGUGUUUGAUUAAUUAAUGGGUGUUUGUUAGUUUAUCAUUCAUAACAUUUUUUUUGUAUACAUUGUGUAUAAAUGUCUGUUUCUUUGUAUUGUUCACUCAGCAUUGGAGUAUGGUUGUCACAGUGAACAAAUUAAUUAUUGCAAAUAAAUGAACGUAAAUGUG
Messenger RNA from Oncorhynchus keta (chum salmon), 4967 nucleotides. RefSeq names its product anthrax toxin receptor 1-like. The record is from RefSeq and is a predicted model, not a curated record. Lineage: Eukaryota; Metazoa; Chordata; Actinopteri; Salmoniformes; Salmonidae. Gene Ontology annotation, molecular function: signaling receptor activity. Gene Ontology annotation, cellular component: membrane. The transcript is spliced from 18 exons. Bases 384 to 2240 code for a protein of 618 amino acids.